GGAGCGGCGGCCACUGCGCUGCGUUGUGCUAACCCUGGUGGUGCUGGCCCUGCAGUGCGCGCAGCUCCUUCUCGAGGAGCUCAUCUGGGAGCAGAACCAACUCUACCUCGAAGCCAAGGUCGCCUACAGUGACCUCCUCCCGGAGGGGCCGCAACGCCUCCACCAGGUGCAGGCGUCCCACGAGACGCUCAUGCUACAAUGGGUGAUGGACCAGCGGCUCAACGUGGACAUGCUGGUGGGUCGGCCCCGCGUCAGGCUGCUCUACGUCAAGAACAGCACCUGCUUGUACCCGGUGUUCCGGAGCGAGUGCUUCAAGAGACUGGACCUGAGCCACGCCGAGGAGGAAAUAGACACUUACAGGAGCUUUGAGCAUGUGACACUGGAGGGCGUGCAGUGUCCUCCGCUGCUGGACGCCUCCAACCUGACGCUGACGUACCACAGCGACACCGACCUCGGCUUCCUGAGCUCCGAGGCUUGCUUCAACUGUGAAUACCCUCCAGGCGGCCAUGUGCUGGACAUCCCGCGGCCCAACCUCACCGCGCAGCCCCUCAGCGAGUACGCCGCGAGCUGCCUGGCGCCGCUCAACAGGGAAAUCUUCAGGAAGUUCGUGGACGCGAGCACGCGGCUCAUCCAACUAGACUUUACGUUCUACGCCAAACGUCCCGACGUGUUCCUGCGCGUCACGUUGGCCUUCCAGGCGUUUGACCUCAACAGGUGGUGGCCAACCCACACGAUAGAGACGGUCCACCUGCCGGGGCUCUUCCGGAGGGGCAACUACCACACCGUUGUGGACGACGUGAAGGUGGUGGUGCUGCCCGCCCUAGUGCUGCUGCUGCUGCUGCUCCGCGCCGUGUGGGAGCCCAAGCAGCACCUACAGUACCGCCUCUUCCUCACCCUGGCCACGGUGGGCCUGAUGGCGUGGCGGCUGUACUCCCAGGUGAGGGCGGUGCUGCGCUACGACGAGCUGAUGGCCCCGCUGCCGACCGUCCCAGGCGACGCCACGCACCUGCACAAGGUGGAGCGACUCAUGGAGGAGCAGCGACACUUCCCCUUCUUCUACCUGAUAAGCCAGACCAAGGCCGCCCGGGACGCCGGCAUCGGGCUGGUGCUGGUGAGCCUCCUGCACCUGUGCCAGUACGAGAACUACUGGUGGCACGAGGUGACGCUGCUGGUGGUGGGCAUCCGCAAGGCGCUAAAGUACUCGAUCCCCUUCAUCUGCUACUUCCUUUCUCAACAUCGUGUCUACUUCUUCGUGGCCUCCGUCGUGCUGUACCUCGUGCUCUUCAACUUCACCUUCUGCUACGUCUUCGGGAUGAUGACGGAGGUGCGGCGCCUCAAGACCCGUCAGCUCAUGUUAGAGAAGCAUGACGACCAGGUGGAGAAACUUAAUUGGCCGGUCGUCAGGUGUCACCGCGGCGCCGACCUGUCCCUCGAGGAUCAGCUGAGGCUCGUGACCUUGAUGAACUUUCUCACGCAGCGCAAAGACUAG
This is a messenger RNA of Eriocheir sinensis (Chinese mitten crab), 1489 nucleotides long. RefSeq lists its product as uncharacterized. The transcript is spliced from 2 exons. Lineage: Eukaryota; Metazoa; Arthropoda; Malacostraca; Decapoda; Varunidae. The coding region runs from base 191 to 1489 and encodes 432 amino acids. The record is from RefSeq and is a predicted model, not a curated record.